CGGCCAUUUUUGUUGUUUGACUCUCGCUGUCUCCGUGUCCGUUUGUCUCUCUGUAACUUCAAAAAUAAAAAACUGAAAGAAACAGAAUCUCCGCGCAGAAAGUAAGAGGAACUUCCACAGAGAGAAAGAGAAGAGAGAGGGAGAGAAACAGUGGAGUUUUAGAGAGAAGGAAGGGAGAUGACGGUGAUAGACUUGAUCACGAGAGUCGACGCAAUUUGCAAGAAAUACGAAAAGUACGAUAUCGAUAAGCACAAAGAGGCCAACGUCACCGGCGAUGACGCUUUCGCCCGCCUUUACGGCGUCGUUGAGUCCGAAAUCGAUGCCGCUCUCCAGAAAUCGGAAGCUGCUGCAACGGAAAAGAGCAGGGCUACGGCGGUUGCUAUGAAUGCGGAAAUUCGUAGAACAAAAGCUCGAUUGCUUGAGGAACUCCCCAAAUUACAACGACUAGCUCUCAAAAAGGUAAAGGGGCUCUCAAGAGAAGAGCUUGAAGCUCGAAACGAUUUGGUUUAUUCACUGAAAGAUAGGAUUGAAGCAAUACCGGAUGGAUCAACAGCUGCAGCCAAGCAAAGUGGUGGUGUUAGUGGUGGUUGGGCAGCUUCAUCUUCUUACACUGGAAUUAAAAUUGACUCAUCUUCAGAAGAGGCAUUCGAAAGUGAGUACUUUCAACAGACUGAAGAGUCUGACCGCUUUAGGCAAGAGUAUGAAAUGCGCAGAAUGAAACAGGAUCAAGGUUUGGAGGUUAUAGCAGAAGGCUUGGACACUUUGAAAAACAUGGCUCAUGAUAUGAAUGAGGAAAUAGACAGACAAAUGCCACUGAUGGAUGAAAUAGAUGAGAAGGUGGAUAGGGCAGCCUCUGAUCUGAAAAACACGAAUGUGAGACUUAAGGAUACUGUUAACCAGCUGAGGUCAAGCCGCAACUUUUGCAUUGAUAUCAUCCUCUUGUGCAUAAUUCUUGGUAUUGCUGCUUAUUUAUACAAUGUGUUGAAAUGAGACAAUCUUUCUACAUCAAGUACCACGAUUUUGCUCUUCUGUUCUGGAAACGAGUUUGUAUGGAUUUUGAAUCAACUUCUCCACUUUACUGGUAUAUAUAUACUGUGAGUUAAGCAUUUUAUAUGUAUUUGAUACUUGUUGUAAUCAUGUAUUCUACUGUAAGAUAAGCCUAAUAUUUUCACAUCAUACAGCUAACAGGAUCCAUUUGGUAGCUUAGAGCCAACCCAUGGUGUUGUUAAGAAAAAUUUACUUCAAUGUACAAAAUAGAACUGUUGAGGA
Messenger RNA from Theobroma cacao (cacao), 1269 nucleotides. RefSeq names its product syntaxin-71. Gene Ontology annotation, biological process: intracellular protein transport; vesicle fusion. Lineage: Eukaryota; Viridiplantae; Streptophyta; Magnoliopsida; Malvales; Malvaceae. The record is from RefSeq and is a predicted model, not a curated record. Gene Ontology annotation, cellular component: endomembrane system; SNARE complex. Gene Ontology annotation, molecular function: SNAP receptor activity; SNARE binding.